Molecule: messenger RNA, 3504 nt
Organism: Etheostoma cragini (Arkansas darter)
Lineage: Eukaryota; Metazoa; Chordata; Actinopteri; Perciformes; Percidae
Gene: fam78bb
Product: family with sequence similarity 78 member Bb
Exons: 2
Coding region: 1123-2022 (299 amino acids)
Source: RefSeq, a predicted model, not a curated record
CUGUUGCUUUAUCUUACACACUCAUUCAACAGAAUUACAGCACAUCGACUAGGAGCUUAUGUGGGCACUGUCUGAUCUGUGUUUAUGCGAUUAGAAAGAAUUAUUCCAAUAUGGAGGAAAGAGGUCGCAAAGCUACUACUGUGCAGACGCGGGCACUCCUACGCCUUCAGUCUCCCUCUGCCGUUCAUUGGUCCAUUUAGCAUCUUCAGCACCACGCAGGCUGAACAGCGACACACAGCCGUGCAGCUUCCAUCAAAUGAGGAUGCCGAGCGGCCCAAUACACGGUUAAUAUGAUUACUGUUUCUCUGAUAUUAUGUAGCCAUAAUAUCAAUGUUUCAUCAGCCUAUAACAUAUGUUGACAGUCGGUUUAUUUGCAGCUCACCGUCUCCCCCGAUUUGAUCGGGAAAGACCUGCCUGUGUCGUCUAACUCUGCAGGAGGAAGCUGUUUUUCCCAUCCCAAAUGCUCGGACUCCAAGGUUUUGUGCGUUUCACCGGGUUUCCCUCCCGUCGAGGCGACAGGCAUGACGGACAGUAACGCCGCCGCUCAGGUUACAGGCAGCAGCAGCAGCAGCAGCAGCAGCAGCAUCUCACGCACAGUGGCGCGUCAACAAGCCUCGAAGCCCGACCACAGGGUCCCCCUGCCUGCGCCCCGGUGUCCGCCGGUCCCCGGACGCCUGUUGUGACAUGACAGCUCGGGGAAGGAAGAAGAGGAUCAAAGGUUACAUGCAGGGGUCCAAGCAGGAGUGCAGUCGGCUCGGAUCCUCGAGGAGAGGGCACACGGAAACAGACAGUGUGCACUGUUUGAGUGGAGAGGAUACAAUCAUACCUGUAUCAAAAAUUCAUGUGACACUUUAUUAAUCCCCGCAGGGUGUUUCUCUUGUGGCUUGCAGCCUCCAGAGAGGUCAGAGCACGGGCUUAGCCCCUGAGCAGCGCCCCAGGAGCCGGUUGAUGUGCCCAUACAUCAGCGAAGCAGGUGCCUGUUGACACAGGGGGCUUGAGCCUGGAUCCUGGUCUCACUGGACCCAGCGGCCCCGCUUGUUGUGAUCUCACAGAAGCCUUAUUGUGAUUCUGAUUAGGGCCUACAGCGUGGUAGCACCCACAUUUGCCUUACAGUUUCAUCUGAUGCACGGCCUCAUAGUGUUGACACUGAGCGAGUCCCGGUCAGCAGUGCUGUUCCCCAGGCCCGGCAGGCUCACUUGGCUGCUCCUGACCAUCACCUUCACGUGCACAGCCAUGGGCUGCAUCCAGAGUAUCGCCUGUAACAAGUCUCGCAUAAAACGGGAGAACAUAGUGGUGUACGACCUGUCCGCUACCAUAGACCACUGCCCGACUGUCAUUGAGGAGAACUCGCCUAUAGUGCUUAGGUACAAGACGCCCUAUUUCAAAGCCUCGGCGCGGAUUGUGAUGCCCCCCAUUGCGCGCAAUGAGACAUGGGUGGUGGGCUGGAUCCAGGCGUGCACCCAGAUGGAGUUUUACAACACCUAUGGAGACGUCGGCAUGUCGAGCUGGGAGCUACCUCAGCUACGAGAAGGCAUGGUGAGGGCCAUCAGCGACUCAGACGGUGUGAGUUACCCCUGGUACGGAAACACAACAGAGACUGUCACCAUUGUGGGUCCCACCUCUAAGCCAUCCCGCUUCCUCGUUAGCAUGAACGACAAUUUUUAUCCCAGCGUUACCUGGGCUGUGCCGGUCAGUGAAUCCAACACGCCCUUACUGACUAACAUCAAAAGGGACCAGAGCUUCACCACCUGGCUGGUGGCGCUCAACACCACGUCCAAGGAAAAGAUCCUGCUCCACACCAUCAAGUGGAGGAUGAGGGUCGAUAUCGCAGUGGAUCCGUCCCUGCCUCUGGGCUCCAGGGCCAGGCUGGUGGGCCGGGUGCACCAGGACCAGCCGCGGGUGCUGACCCGCAUGGAGCCCAUCACUGCUAACGCCAUGGGGAGGCCCAACGCCAACGACGCCCAGGUUCUGAUGUGGAGGCCGAGAAGAGGGCCUCCGCUUGUUGUCAUACCACCCAAGUAGAGCGUUAAGAGCAUCUGAUUGGCCAUUAGUUAUACCACCUCGUAGUGGGUCACUUCAUUGAAACUGCAUAAAUGAUAAUCAGAUUAACCAGAAAAACUUAAGAUCUAUAAGCAGGCUGAGACUUGUGCCAAUGGCCCAAAUCAGAGUUGCAGUUUUUUUUUGCGUGUAAAGUAACAAGGGGACAACUGCCUUAAUUUCCCCACCGCUGCCUUUGACGAUCAAUAUAGUAUGGUGGUCUCCACUUCUGGUGCUGUUGAGCUGUUAGGCAUCCAGGCCUUCACUGCAGCCCAGCACAACUGAGCAAAGCUAACUUGGAAAUCCGCCAUUAGUACUGGGAUGUAACUCAAACCUGUAUUGUAGCUACUCAGUACCAGAAAGAAAUGAUCAAGCCUAAACACGGGCCCUGUUUUAAAAAAAGGUUCUUCAGCCUUAAUGAUGACAUAAUACUCGCCUGCUCUGUACUGUAAAGUGCUGUGUAAGAGUGCAACCAAGGAAAGGGGAUAGUGUUUGUGUGCCAUACAACACUGCUGCGGGGUGUAUUCAUUACAGACAAAGAGAACUGUAAUAUUAACUGAAAUGUUACAGGAUGAUGUGCAGACAUUUAUAUUGUGUGUUUUCUAUAAUGGAGACCCAGGGUUGGGUCCAGGCUUGCUGCUUUGUCACACCAGACUGCCUCUUUCACACUCACACUCACACUCACACAUGGGCCUCAUACAUGAUUAUGCUACAGGGAGGGACAUUUUUCAAGAUGAUUUAUAAACAGAAAGAUUGUCCAAGAAACAUGCAUCCUUAGAGCUACUUUGCUUUUUUAAAUAUCACAGAAAAUGUAGACAUCACAGCUUUUGGAUUUCAUGAUAUGCACACAAUUUGUGCAUUGAAAGAAUCUUACAUGAAGCCCUGCAGCGGGAGUUUUGCUUUUCAAUCACAAAUGGCCAGUUGAUCCAAGCUGCAGAGCUUCUCCCUCCCUGCCUUUUGAAAUCCAGUGAUGCCUGUGUUGGCGACAGCCUCCAAUAGUAAAGAAACAUUGUCUUUCCCCGUCCCAUCUAAUCAGGUUUGUGAGAUGAAAAAGCAAGGUGACUUUAUUUUACAAUGAAUUAAAUGAGUCUGUCUUCGGUGGCUGUAUGAGGCCAAACAGAGCUAUAACACAUCUUUAAGAGCAAAGAUUGCCGUGAAAGAGAACUGUAUUUACACAAGAAGACUUAAAGCAUCGGCUCACCUAAAGUACCAAGAAAACAUUUAGCUGUGCAGACUUUUUCGGAUUUUAUUUGGCCAAGUCUUGAAAUAUCAUAUUGUGAGAUUUGUUAAUUACAACCAAUACAAUGGAGAUGAAUGAAAUGUCUUUAGUGACCAAAGCUUUGACAAUACUGCAUUCAAACAGCCAUGCGAGCAGCUCUGAGGCUGUAGUUACAGUAAAUGCCAGCAUGCUCUCAAUGACAAUGCUAACGUGCUAAUGUUUAGCAAGUAUGUUUGACAUGUUAAUUA